AUGUCUCCAGAACCAACAGCAGACGACCUCAACGAUCUCUUUAAUUAUGAUAUUGGCCUCGAUGAGGUCGUUCCAGACACCACUGCCGCCAACAACGCGUCCAACCCUCCGGCACCGGGAGACUCUGCCGGCCUGGGUCUCGACGAAGAGGUCAAAGUCACCAAGAAAAGACAACCUGUCGCCAAACUAGACGAAGCUCGUCUGCUCUCACAGCCCGGCAUCCCAAAGCUGCGACGCACCGCCAAGCAGAAACUGCGAUUCAAAGGCAAAGGCCACGAGUUUUCGGAUGCGGCCCGCCUUCUGAACUUCUACCAACUCUGGCUGGAUGACCUAUUCCCAAAAGCGAAAUUCGCCGAUGGCCUGGCGAUGAUUGAAAAGCUGGGCCAUUCCAAGCGCAUACAAACCAUGCGACGGGAAUGGAUCAAUGAAGAGAAGUUGAAGUUGUUUGAUCCCUCCGACGACGCGCCACAGGCCUCGAUUCCCAUCGCAGACCAACCUGCCAACAUCGCUCCAGCAGACCAGAAUGAUGCCUUGCUCCCUGCCUCAACCAAACGGCCAACGCCCCGUGAACAAGAGUCUGACGGUCAGGAUUUGUUCUUCUCCGAUAAUGCGGACGCAGUACCUACCGUCAGCCAUCCCGAGCCUGAAGAUGAUCUCGAUGAUAUUCUAAGGGAACAAGAUGAAGAGAGUCCCGCCGAUGCUGGUGGACUAUCGAGGGCACCGGGGAGAAGUGUGGAUGACUUUGACGCGGAAUAUGAAGCCAUGGAGGAGCUGGGAAUGUAG
Molecule: messenger RNA, 783 nt
Organism: Penicillium riverlandense
Lineage: Eukaryota; Fungi; Ascomycota; Eurotiomycetes; Eurotiales; Aspergillaceae
Product: Chromosome segregation in meiosis protein 3
Exons: 3
Coding region: 1-783 (260 amino acids)
Biological process (GO): DNA damage response; DNA replication checkpoint signaling; replication fork arrest
Cellular component (GO): replication fork protection complex; nucleus
Molecular function (GO): DNA binding
Source: RefSeq, a predicted model, not a curated record